Fraxinus pennsylvanica is the source of this 1632-nucleotide messenger RNA. The record is from the annotation of a GenBank genome assembly. Lineage: Eukaryota; Viridiplantae; Streptophyta; Magnoliopsida; Lamiales; Oleaceae.
AUGCCAUUAGCAGACGAUAAAAGUGGAGCACCCAACAACAGAGAACUAUAUGCUUUACUUCAUAUAUCACCAGAAGCCACUGAUGAAGAAAUCAGAAAGGCUUAUCGUCAGUGGGCCCAAAUUUAUCACCCUGAUAAAUACCAAGCUUCUCAUAUGAAGGAAAUAGCUACGGAGAACUUUCAACGAAUAUGUGAAGCCUAUGAAAUUUUAUGUGAUCAAAAUAAAAGGCAAAUUUAUGAUAUAUAUGGUAUGGAAGGAUUAACAUCUGGUUUGGAGCUUGGUCCCAAACUGAAUAAAGUUGAAGAGAUCAAGGAAGAACUUGAGCGAUUGAGGCGUCAGAAGGAGCAAGAAAAGGUCUUAGCACAUGUCCAACCUUCUGGUUCGAUUCUGGCAAAUUUAUCGUUGCCACAGUUUUUAGAGGGUGAUGGCAUUAUGAGAGGGAUGGCUAUGGCCAGUGAAGUUCAUUCUAAAUUAUCCAAACACAAUGCUAUUUCUUUGGGUGGGAAUUUGGCUGUUAAUGGGAAUUCUGGUGGUGGUGCUGCAUCCGUGGUCCUUAGGCAUCAGUUAUCUUCAGUUUCUUCUGUAGAAUUCAUGGGUUCACUUGGUUUGCGAGCACUAAUUGGUGUUCAAACUUCUCGCCAAUUGUCUCUUCACUCUACUGCAACGAUGGGCCUUGCCAUGUCUUUAAGAGAUGGUUCAAUUAAUCUUUCUAAUACCUGGACUCGUCAACUCUCAGAGACAACAAAUGGAAAUAUAGAACUUAUUUUAGGUCCAGAGUCAUCUAUAGGUGUUGGAUGGCAAAAGAAAGAACAGAAAAGUGCUGCUUCCGGAGAGAUUAAGAUUGGCACUGGUUCUUUUGGCGCAGUGGGCCAUUACACCCACCGCUUCUCCUCAAAAUCUCAUGGGCGAAUUGCAGGCAGAGUUGGAAGUAGUGGGCUUGAACUUGAAGUAGGGGGUGGAAGAAAGAUAUCCAACUUCACAACCAUUCGGAUGUUGUAUACAAUAGGACUACAGGGAAUAUUUUGGAAAUUUGAACUUCAUCGUGGAGGACAAAAGUUGAUUGUUCCUAUUUUGCUCUCCAAUCACUUGAAUCCGGUAUUUGCAUCUGGAGCACUCGUCAUUCCAACAUCACUUUAUUUUGCGCUCAAGAAAUUUGUUUUUAAACCAUAUUUUCUUAGACGGGAGAAGCAGAAGUUUUUGGAAAAUCUUGAGAAGACUCAAGACCAGGUUCGAGAGGCUAGGGCUGCAGCCGAGAAAGCUCAACAACUAUUACAAAAUGUGGCCAAUAGGAAGAGGAACAAGCAACAAGAGAUGGGUGGAUUGGUGGUUACAAAGGCAGUUUAUGGACAUCGCAAAGCUCUAACGUCUAGAAAUAGACCCGAAGAAAAAGUCGAUGAGGUGGCUUCUCAAAUCAUAGAUGUCACAUUACCUCUUAACUUUCUCAUUGACGAAUCUGGGCAACUUAAGCUGCACGAUGGUGUAAAAAAAUCAGGAAUUAUGGGCUUCUGUGAUCCUUGCCCAGGAGAACCCAAACAGCUGUACGUGGAGUACAUGUACGGUGGCAAUAAAUACGAGGCCAUUGUCGAUGAUUAUGAAGAGUUUCUAAUACCCCAGGAAAGGCACAAAAUCUAA